Chlorella variabilis is the source of this 795-nucleotide messenger RNA. RefSeq lists its product as hypothetical. The annotation marks the transcript as partial. The transcript is spliced from 4 exons. The record is from RefSeq and is a predicted model, not a curated record. Lineage: Eukaryota; Viridiplantae; Chlorophyta; Trebouxiophyceae; Chlorellales; Chlorellaceae. Gene Ontology annotation, molecular function: GTP binding.
CGCGACUGGUCUGCCCUGCGGGAGAUGCCGGGGGCCACGCAGGAGGGCCUGCUCAAUGCGGUAGCGGCGCUCAAGGAGGACGGGCGGCAGGAGCUGACGCUGCUGGUGCUGGGCAAGGGCGGCGUGGGCAAGAGCAGCACCAUCAACUCCCUGCUCAACGAGCGGGUGGCCAACGUGACGGCGUUCCAGCAGGACGUGGCCAAGCCGGUUGUGUACAGCCGCCACGCAGCGGGCUUCACGCUGCACUGCAUCGACACGCCCUCCAUCCUGGAGCAGGACAAUGUGUCGGACGCGCGGCUGGAGGCCAUUGGCAAGGCGGUGCGUGGGCGGCCGGUGGAUGCGCUGCUCUACCUGGACCGCCUCGACUGCUACAAGGUCGACUCGCUGGACCACAAGGCUGUGGAGGGCAUCACGCGAGUGCUGGGACCCCGCAUCUGGGACAAUGCCGUGCUGGGCCUCACCCGCGCCUCCGAGUCCGCCACCCCAGCGGGGCUGGAGUUCCAGCAGCACGUGGAGCAGCGCGCCGAGGCGCUGCGCAGCGCCGUUGCCAAGGCGGGCGGCAGCGUGGAGGAGAUGGCGGUGGCGCUGAUUGAGAACAGCAGCCGCUGCCCUACCAACGCAGACGGCGAGAAGGUGGUGCCGGGGGAGGUGCCCUGGGUGGUAGACCUGGUGGAGAAGGUGGCCGAGGUGGCGCUGAACGUGGAACCUUUUGAGUACGACCCUCGUGCCGCUGCCAGGGCCUCCAACCCCAACCGCCGCCGCAAGUGGCUUAUCCCACUGGUGCUGGCUGCGCAG